GAACUUCUAUUACAUCACGAUGCUGAGGGAUCCAGUGUCACGGUACUUGAGUGAAUGGAAGCAUGUCCAGAGGGGUGCGACGUGGAAAACUUCCCUUCAUAUGUGCGAUGGAAGAAGCCCAACACCAGACGAGCUGCCUACCUGUUACGAAGGAGACGACUGGUCUGGAGUCAGUUUACAGGAAUUCAUGGAUUGUAGCUACAACUUGGCCAACAACCGCCAGGUGCGCAUGCUGGCAGACCUCAGCCUGGUGGGAUGCUACAACUUGACUUUCAUGAAUGAAAGUGAAAGAAAUACGAUUCUUCUCCAAAGCGCCAAGAACAAUCUGAAAAAUAUGGCCUUCUUCGGGCUCACAGAAUUCCAGAGGAAAACACAGUAUCUCUUUGAGAGGACAUUCAGCCUGAAAUUCAUUUCCCCAUUCACCCAAUUCAAUGUUACACGGGCCUCCAAUGUGGACAUUGGUGAGGAUGUCCGGCAACGGAUAGAGGAGCUGAAUUUCUUGGACAUGCAGCUGUACGAAUACGCAAAGGACCUGUUCCUGCAGCGCUUCCAGUACUCCAAGCAAGAGGAACAUCAGAAGAACCGGCUAAAGAGGCGAGAGGAACGGCGACUGCUGCGGGAGCAGAGAGCUCACCAGCGGCCAAGGGAAGAGGCAGCAGAAGUAGCUGUUACUGAAGAUUAUAAUAGUCAGGUUGCAAGGUGGUGAUGCUCUUCCAUCUUGACUAAGCAAUGAGAGGAUCAGAGAGUUUGUGCAACUUGGCUACCUGGGAAUUAGCCAAGGAAGGCCUACUGCUUUGACAAAUAAGACCAUGUCUGACAAUUACCGCUCUUUGUCUCAGUUUUUCUUGGUUUCUGCCAGUGAGGAGAAUGUAUUUUUUCUCAGUAGGCAUUGAUUAGUGUUAUUAAAUGGCAGUAGAAUAGAUUCCUGUCCAAAAAGACUUUCUUAAAAGCCCUAAGCUAUGAGGAUGGGUUGAAGAG
Pterocles gutturalis (yellow-throated sandgrouse) is the source of this 978-nucleotide messenger RNA. It is a transcript of the gene HS6ST3, whose product is annotated as heparan sulfate 6-O-sulfotransferase 3. Gene Ontology annotation, cellular component: membrane. The annotation marks the transcript as partial. NCBI's taxonomy places the organism in Eukaryota, Metazoa, Chordata, Aves, Pterocliformes, Pteroclidae. Gene Ontology annotation, molecular function: heparan sulfate 6-sulfotransferase activity. The transcript has a single exon. The record is from RefSeq and is a predicted model, not a curated record.